Vairimorpha ceranae is the source of this 1575-nucleotide messenger RNA. RefSeq names its product phospholipase activating protein. The transcript has a single exon. Bases 1 to 1575 code for a protein of 524 amino acids. The record is from RefSeq and is a predicted model, not a curated record. Lineage: Eukaryota; Fungi; Microsporidia; Nosematidae. Gene Ontology annotation, cellular component: nucleus; cytoplasm. Gene Ontology annotation, biological process: ubiquitin recycling; proteasome-mediated ubiquitin-dependent protein catabolic process. Gene Ontology annotation, molecular function: ubiquitin binding.
AUGUUAGAAAUACAAAACAUGAUAAAUUGUAGCACAAAAGAUUUAAAAGAUGUAAUAGUAACAGAUAAAUAUAUUAUAACUGUAGGAAGAGAAGAAUUGAUAUUUAUUUAUGAUAAAAAUAAUACGCUUAUAAAAAAAUUAAACCCAGACUCUGGAAAUGUAAAUUCUGUGGUAUUUGAUAAAAAUCUUAUUUAUGUUGGAUGCCAAAGUGGAGCAAUAAAUAUUUUUGAUAUCAAAACUUCAGAAAAGUCAGUUUUAUAUGGACAUACUGGAAAUGUAUGCUGUCUAAAAAUAAGAAAUAAUAUUUUACUAUCUGGAUCAUGGGAUCACAGUUUAAAGAUGUGGGAUAUAAAUAAAAAGAUCAUUCUUUCUAGCAUUGAUCAUCCAGGUACUGUAUGGUGUGUUAGUUUUAUUGAUGAUAACAGGUUUGUUACAGGAUGUGCUGACAAGGUAUUAAGAAUUUAUAAAAAUAAUUAUUUGGAAAUGACAAUGACACUUCACAAUUUUUGUAUAAGAUCUGUGUGUGUAAGAAAUAACUUUAUCUAUUCUGUAGAUAAUGAAGGAACACUUUUAAAAACUAGUCUAGCGGGAGAUUUAUUAAGUCAUAACUCAUUUAAAGAUUUUAUGUAUUGUGUGAUUUUAUAUGGCGAGAAUUUAUUGUGUUGUGGCGAAAAUGGUAAAAUUUACAUACUAAACAAUAAUUUACAUAUUAUUGAUGAAAUAUCAGUGCCAUGUACAUCUUGUUGGAAGGCAUUUUUACAUGAAAAUAUUCUUUAUGUUUGUGGAUCGGAUGGUACACUUUAUGUCUUUCAGGAUAAAAAAAGUGAUGAAGACAUAAAAGAAAAAUUUAAUAAAAUUAAAGAACAAAGAGGAGGAAUAAAAGAAUUUACAUCUGAUGGACAGAAAUAUAAGAUUAUUGAUAAUAUUGUAUAUCAAUGGUUAGACGAUUCUUGGGUACAAAUAGGUGAACAAGGAGAAUCUUACGAUUACAGUUUUAAUGUUGAAUUAGAAGGUAAAUAUUUUACGCUUUCUUUCAAUAAAAAAGAUAAUAUUUACGAUGUAGCGGAAAACUUUCUUAAAGUUAAUAAACUUAACUACGAAUACAAAGAUGAAAUUAUUGAAUAUAUAAGAAAGAAUUUUAAACAAGAUAAUUUUAAAACAUACGAAUCAAUUAAUAGUGAAGGAGUAAAAAGAACCCUGGCUUCAUUUAAUAAUAUAAAAUAUAUUUUUAUAAAUCUAAAUAAAAUAAAUAAAGAACAUGGUGAAUUUCUAGAGAAAGAAUUACUGUGGUUACUUCAGAAUAAUAUGAGAUUUGUUGCAUUAGACUUGUAUAGAUAUUUUACAGUGCAUGGAUUUAAUUUUGAUUUAACAUUUUUAAUGCGCUUUGCUGCGAAAGACAGAAAAGAAUCUUUAGCAUUUACAAGAUUAAUUACAGUUUUGUAUUGUGACCCUCCUUUUAAUCUAGAAAGCUUAUUUCCUGUGAUACAAAAAUUGAGAGACAUAGGAUAUCUUAAUGACAGUGAUUUAGAUGAUUAUUACAAUAAUAGAUCUGUGAGGAAUCAAUUACAAUUGUAA